Molecule: messenger RNA, 1457 nt
Organism: Dermacentor silvarum
Lineage: Eukaryota; Metazoa; Arthropoda; Arachnida; Ixodida; Ixodidae
Exons: 3
Coding region: 528-1457 (309 amino acids)
Source: RefSeq, a predicted model, not a curated record
CCCCGUAUUCACAAAUGCUCCUUUCCUUACACGUAAAGCCGGCCUUUCGUAAGGAGAACUUAAGUUAAAGUGUGAGAAAAGGUAAAGGAGCGCUUCAAAAAUCCACCUUACCACAUUUUAAGGGCACCUUACGAAAGGCGCCCUUAUCCGAAUAAGCGUGUGACAUGGGAGCGAGGCUAUGCACACUUUUACGCUUGAAUCUUCUGUGCAUGUGCGUAUAAUUUAUUUUUAUGACAAGACGUUAAUAAAACUGUGCUCCACCAUUCCUACAAGCAAGCACACCCAACGUUAAACAGUCAGUUAGCCCGUUGUUGACUCAACCUUACUUUCAGCUGGCCACCGUGCAGCGUAGCCGUCACAAUAACAGGCUUGCUAAAAUUUCACGUCGUGCCUUUUCUUGUGUUCGUUUGGUUUGUACCGUCCGCUCGCACGUUUUGUUAUUUGUACUUUUUCUCUUUCCUUGCUCUUUAUUUCUUAGCUGUGUUGCGCACUUUUAUUAAUAUUAAUUUCUAGCGAGAAAAGGUGUAAUGGACGGAAAAAAGAGGGUAAAUUUUAGUGAAGAGGAAAGAAGCGUGCUAAUUAAUCUCGUCAGUAAGUACCAAACGAUCGUGGAAAACAAACGGACGGACGGAGUCUCCUUGGAUAAAAAAAAGAAGACAUGGAAGGAGAUCACCGACGAAUACAACUGCCGGCCCGAUGUUCGAUUUCGAACUGAGGCUCAACUUCGCAAAUGCUGGGACAAUUUGAAAGAAAAGUGGAGAAAAGGAAAGGCCGACGACAUGAAGGAAGUGUUUACGACAGGAGGCGGCUGUGCGCCAGCUAGCCAGCUUACGGACGAGUUGGAGCGAGUUGGGGCUGUCGCGUCGCACAUGUCGACACGGGUGGAGAACCCCUUUGACAGCGACCGUGGGCGCCACGCAGCCACUCCCCGAUCACAGAGCACCCCGAGUGUCGUCUCGUUGCUGCAGCCGAUGCAGGUGGAGACGCUUGAACCGCCAAAUGAUAGUAUCUAUGAGUGGGAAAUCCCGGCAAGUCCCGGCGAAAGCAGCCAGGCAGUGUGCAUGCAAGAUGCACAAAAUGGAGCAACCGCAGCUGAGGUCGAGCUGUCGGCAGAAGGGGGACCAGCUGCCUUGCAACCUGCUGUCCUGCAACUGGCUUCCCCAUUACAGGCUGCCCCGUUGCAGACUACCCCUCAACACCCCGCUCCGGCACAACGCAGAAUGCACACAAAGAAAGAAGCUGUUGAGGAAGAGCUCAGCGCCCGCCUUAGCGGUGUUGAAGAGGACAAUAAGCGAAAGAGAAAGGAGCACCUUCUCAAAAUGAAGCUUAUGAGAACUCAGCAUGCGCUUCACAUGAAGCAUGCAAUAGAAAUGCACGAACUUGAUUGUGCAAGUAAGAAGGCUAAACUUGAGCUUCUCACGUUGAAAAUAGCUGCCGUGAGAAAAGCCAGUAAGUAA